AUGAUUUAUUCAGCCAAAAGAUUCUUUUCUCUCGCUAAAAAACCUAGAAAUCCUAAUCAUAGGAGCAUUUAAAAGUAAGACUUAGAGUACUUUUAAUCUAUUUUAAGCGAAAGUGAAAUAAUUACAUCUGAUUUAUCCAAAUAUAAUGUCGAUUGGAUGAGUAAAUAUCAUGGAGAUUCUAAAUUAGUUCUCCUACCAAACUCUACUUAAAAAAUUUCUUAAAUACUUUCAUAUUGUAAUACAAAUAUGCUUCCUGUUGUUCCUUAAAGCGGAAAUACUGGCUUAGUUGGGGGUUCAGUACCACACUAUGAUGAAAUUAUUCUUUCCUUACAAAGAUUAAAUAAAAUAAUUGAUUAUGAUACUAAUAAUGAUAUUGUUACCACUGAAUCUGGAGUAAUAUUAGAAAAUUUAAAUUAAUAUCUUUCUUAAUUUAAUACUGAAGCUCCUUAUGAUUUAGGAGCUAAAGGAAGUUGCUUCGUUGGAGGCAAUAUAGCUACCCAUGCUGGAGGAAAAUAUUUAGUAAAGCAUGGACCUUUGAGAGGAUAUGUAUUAGGGUUAGAAGUUGUCUUAGCUAAUGGCUAAAUAAUGAAUUUGUUAAAUAAAAGUCGAAAAGACAAUACUGGAAUAGACUUGAAAUAGAUAUUUAUAGGGUCAGAAGGAAGUCUUGGAAUCAUAACAAAGGCUAAUUUACUUUGUGUUAAAAAAGCCAUAGAGAAAAAUCUUUUAUUUAUCAAAACAAGCAGCUUUUAAAAUAUCUUAUAAAUACAUAAUAUUGCAAAGAGCGAAAUAGGUAAGAAUUUGGCAGCUAUUGAAUGGAUGGAUAGCUAUGCUUAUAAAGCUGUGAUGGAGAAUAUUAAGACAGCAAAAGAUGUUUUUGACUCAUAGAAUAAGAUUGAUUAAUCAUAUUAUGUAUUAAUAGAAAUAAACACUAAUUUCAACAAAGACUUAGUUGUUGAAUAAUUUUAUAAUAGCUUAUCUUAAGUAGAGGGUUUGGUUAGUGAGUGUGUUUUAGCACAGAAUGACCAUUAAUUUGAUGAACUUUGGAAAAUACGUGAAUUAGUAGGUUCGGCUUGCGGACAUAUUGGAAAAGUGUUUAAGUAUGAUAUAAGCUUAAAUACAGCUUAAAUGGAUGACAUUACAAAGGAUUUAAGAUAAAAAUGUAUCGAUUUAGGGUUUACUGUAGGCUAUGGUCACAUAGGAGAUGGAAAUUUACACAUCAACAUAUCUUGCCUAGAUAAGACAAAAGAGUAGUAACUUGAAAACUAAAUUGAGCCAUACAUUUUUGAGUGGCUUUCAAAAAAAGGAGGAUCAAUAAGUGCUGAGCAUGGUCUUGGAUUAAUGAAAGCAGAUUAUCUCCAUCUAUAAAAAAAGCCUGAAGUGAUUGACUGCAUGAAAAAUAUUAAAAAAAUAUUUGACCCAAAUCUUAUCUUAAAUCCAUACAAAAUAUUACCUGGUAUCUGA
Molecule: messenger RNA, 1461 nt
Organism: Tetrahymena thermophila SB210
Lineage: Eukaryota; Ciliophora; Oligohymenophorea; Hymenostomatida; Tetrahymenidae
Product: FAD linked oxidase family protein
Exons: 2
Cellular component (GO): mitochondrion
Molecular function (GO): catalytic activity; FAD binding
Source: RefSeq, a predicted model, not a curated record